Sarcophilus harrisii (Tasmanian devil) is the source of this 2365-nucleotide messenger RNA. It is a transcript of the gene PRIMPOL, whose product is annotated as primase and DNA directed polymerase. Gene Ontology annotation, cellular component: mitochondrial matrix; nucleus. The coding region runs from base 304 to 2037 and encodes 577 amino acids. NCBI's taxonomy places the organism in Eukaryota, Metazoa, Chordata, Mammalia, Dasyuromorphia, Dasyuridae. Gene Ontology annotation, molecular function: chromatin binding; DNA-directed DNA polymerase activity. Gene Ontology annotation, biological process: replication fork processing; response to UV; error-prone translesion synthesis. The record is from RefSeq and is a predicted model, not a curated record. The transcript has 13 exons.
CCCCUCCCAGUGAGUGACAAGCCACGCUUCUUUCCCGGGAGUCUGGAUAAGCCCCGCCUCCUUUGUGUCUCCACCUCGGCCUGUCUCGCUGCAGCCCUUCCGGGCCUGCGUUCCCCGCCCUACGCACGGUGGGCGGGGACGCCUUGGCGCCCAAUUUGAGUUCUACUAGAGGCCUGGGUGGAUUCUAGUUUGCAGCGAUCUGUCCGGGUGGAUAACUAAGAAGCCGGCGGGACCUCCACCCCGGCUGCCUCCCCAUUUCCCUAGAAAUUAUUUAUCAGAUGAGGAUUUCCAAAACUGUAGUACAUGAGAAUUUGUAUUUCCAUACUUUCUAAACCAAUGAAAAGAAAAUGGGAAGAAAAAUUGAGGAAGAUUGGAGAACGCGCAUCCCAGUAUGAAAGGAGACCACUGGGCUCAAUCUACAGGCCACGGCUGUCUAAGCCAGAGGACCCAUCCUCUGUGUGGAAGCUAUUUCAUCGGCAAGCUCAAGCUUUUAGCUUUGUCAGAACUUGUAAAGAGGAUGUACAUGUAUUUGCUUUGGAACAUAAAGUGGGAGAUGGACAACGUAUAUAUCUUGUAACAACUUAUUCUCAACUCUGGUAUUACUAUAAGUCCCGGAAAAAUCUCAUGCACUGCUAUGAAGUUAUUCCUGAAAAUGCUGUUUGUAAGCUUUAUUUUGAUUUGGAGUUUAGUAAACUUGCCAAUCCAGGAGCAGAUGGAAAAGAAAUGGUUGCACUGCUAAUUAAGCAUGUUUGCAGAGCCCUUCAAGAAUUAUUCAAUGUUAAUUGUUCGGCAGAAGAUGUUCUCAAUUUGGAUUCCAGCACUGAUGAAAAGUUUAGCCGACAUUUAAUAUUUCAGCUCCAUAAUGUUGCAUUUAAAAAUAAUAUCCAUGUCGGCAACUUUGUUAAAAAAUUUUUGCAACCUGUAAUUGCGUUAGAUGACAGUAAAAUUAAUAAGAAGAUACCAGAAGUAACAGGCCACAUACUUACUUCUUCAAAAAUAAUAGUGAAACCAGAAAUCUCUUUUAAAAAUGCAUCUGAAGAUAAAAAUACUGCAAAAAGCCAACCCUUAAAUUCAAGCAAGAUAGAAGAUUUAAGCACAUCUGAGCAAAAUGGGGCAGAUCUUUCUUUUUUAAUUGUGAAGAAUAAAGGAGGAGAUGAUCACCUUUUUGUAGAUGUAGGAGUUUAUACAAGAAACAGAAACUUUCGGCUAUACAAAUCAUCUAAAUUGGGAAAAUGUGUGCCUUUGGAAGUAGCUGAAGAUAACAAAUUUUUUCCUAAAUAUUCAAAGAAUGUUUCUGAAGAAAACCAGUAUUUCCUUUCUUCUUUGGUCACUAACAUCAGAUUCUCAGACACUUUAAGAAUCCUUACCUGUGAUGUACCUCUAAGUAAACAAAAAAGGAUUGAAUGUCUUAAUAAUGCUUGUAUUAAAGAAGGUAUCAUUGAAGGCUUCCAAUGUUCACCAUAUCCUGAAAUUGAUAACUUUGUUCUUUCUUUGGUGAAUAGAAAUGGCAUUAAAGGAGGAAUUCGGUGUUGGAACUACUUUUUCCCAGAAGAAUUACUUGUUUAUGAUAUUUCUAAGUAUCGCUGGUGUGGAAAUAUUAAAAGAGCCCACAAGAGUAAUAAUAUAAUGAUUCUGGUGGAUCUGAAAAAUGAAGUUUGGUAUCAAAAAUGUCAUGACCCUGUCUGCAGAGCAGAAAACUUCAAAUCUGAUUGUUGCCCAUUACCACCUGAAGUAUGUCUUUUAUAUCUGUUCAAAGAGGAUGAAGACGACCAAAUCUUAAAUGGAACUGACACUAAACAACAGUCCUCACAUUCUCAAGAAUUAUCUCCUAGUACACUGACAAGAGAGGUGCCUUCAGGUGCAGACUGGGAUAAUGGAAUUGAUGACACCUGUUUUUUGGAAGCUGUUGAAGAUGCUGAAUUAGUUGAAGCCACAGAUAAGAGUCUGGCCAAUGCCAGCCUCACAGAGGAUGAGAUUCCUGAUGCACUUCUCAUAGAAGUGUUAGAAGAACAGAAAACAAAUUGGAAUGGGAAGUAAUGUGAUUUCAAAUAGCUAAAAACAAAAUGUUGGGUAAACAAAUGAAUUCACCUUUGUGAGAUGUGAGCUGUUGUGGGCUCAAGUCUCAUAUAUGCUCCAUCAUAUUGGGCUAUGUCAUCCUGGUCAACCUACUCCUUGGUUAUAAAAUGGGCAGCUUUCUAGGACUGUCAAUUGCAGAGGAGGUACUGACUUCAUCUGAGAAUUAUAUAUUCUGUUGAAUUCACAAAGUUAACCUGGAACCUUAAAAUUGAUCAUUAUAAUACCUAUUAUUGAAUUAUCUUUUCUUUUUGUACAUUUUCUUAAUGAUUACCAGAAAUUUUAUUAAAUG